UUCUCCUGUGUUUCAUGUGACGUUGGUUGUUUGCAAUACUGCUGCGUUGGAAGCUUCCUCUACGGAUACACGCUGUAAAGACUUGGAAAAGUGCCCCCACCGGAGCACGUUGUUGCGCGCCGAGCCGCAAUGGUGAACUGCGCCGUCUACGGUUGUUCCAACCGGUCAAAAAACAAACCCAACGACGAGAACUUUCAACCGCUGGGAUUCUAUGUCGUGCCCAAAGUCAAAGAAGGACAGUGUCUUAGGACAGCUGAGCUGUCUUCAAGGCGCAGAGCUCUGUGGCUGAGCAGAAUUCGACGCAAAGACCUGGACGAAUUGGCGACGCAUUACCGAGUUUGCGGGGCGCAUUUCAUCACAGGACGACCAGCUUAUUUGAUGGAUGAGGCUAAUCCCGACUGGGCGCCGAGCCUCAAUCUCGGCUACAAGUCUACGACGCACGCUGGAAGAAGCGCAAGCGACAGGUAUAUGCGACUCAAGCAACGAAGGCGCGCGAGUUCUGCAGCCAACGCCUUCGAAUUAAGGCAGCGACCGGAGAGCGCGAGCACGAACGCGGCGCCCAUCGCUGCAGGAACGGCGGCUGAGGAGAUUUCUUUCUGUGACGAAGAAUCCCCCUCAUCAGAACGAACUGCAAUGCAACGCCUUGUAGGCCAUGCAUCUCCCGAGGAGCCUUCAUGCUUGGAAUGUCCAGUUCUACAAGAUGUAGCCACAGCUCAGUGCCACCUGCAAGCGGAUCUGCAGAAUAACCAAGCUUCUGCAUGCAAGUAUCGCACAGUUUUGUUUCUAGGGCUUGCAAAUCUUGUCUUCCUGCAUGUCCUUCUGAUUUUGGCCGAAGCGGUGUGAGCAGACGUAAAGUCUUUAAUGUACUUGAUUAAAACACAAUCCUUUAAGCUGGAAAUGUUUCAAAUAUUUAACAAAAAUUAUAUUGUUGGUGUGGAAAAAAGACAGGGAAUGCGGGAGAUGGAAAUUCAACACGAUGAACAAAACAGGA
Dermacentor albipictus is the source of this 991-nucleotide messenger RNA. RefSeq lists its product as uncharacterized. The record is from RefSeq and is a predicted model, not a curated record. NCBI's taxonomy places the organism in Eukaryota, Metazoa, Arthropoda, Arachnida, Ixodida, Ixodidae.